This is a messenger RNA of Aphanomyces invadans, 1521 nucleotides long. RefSeq lists its product as hypothetical. The record is from RefSeq and is a predicted model, not a curated record. The transcript is spliced from 4 exons. NCBI's taxonomy places the organism in Eukaryota, Oomycota, Saprolegniomycetes, Saprolegniales, Verrucalvaceae. Bases 1 to 1521 code for a protein of 506 amino acids.
AUGGGUGAAGACGCCCCGUAUGUGGUACAUGCACCGGCAAUUCCCCAAGCCCCGAGCUUUAGUGGCUCAACCAAGCAAGAGCGUCGUGCUUUUAUGCGGUUGUACCAGAAAUAUGUGGCGCAAGUCAACGCGCUGCAGACAGCUCGAACAAGACCGUUCGUUAUGCCGGUGUCCGCGAGUAUGGACCAUUUCGCCAAGCGGCGCGUGGCGCUGUGGGAUUUUAACGGUACCUACGUUCAAAUCGCGGAGUCCGAAUGGAUUGCGUGGUUUAACUUGGUGUUCGAGGAAGAGCCUCGUGAUCUGGACUCGCUGAAGAAACGCCUCGAAACGACGAUCCUUUUCGACGUAAAGAUCCUCGCCGCCGAGUCUCGUGUUAGCAAGAUGCCAGGAGUGGAUCCUCUACGAGGAAGGCAAGAUUGUCGUGGACCUUAUGGUCAAGGCGGUGUGGCCUUCGAUGCUACAGUCGGCAGCAGCCAGCAAACAAAGCGAAACACAUCCGACGAGGAGAAGUCGUCCAAGCCGGCAAAAGCCCCUGACAGCCGUGGCCAUGCGCCGAAGAGGCCUGACGGGAAGAUGCUAGACGGGGGAGCAGGCCCGGCGAAGCCAAGGACCUUGGACGGGGUGGCCAGGCCGGAUGCAUCGCUCGCCCCUGCGAGAAAACCGGCUGUAUGUUUGAAGUGUGAGGCGCAAGACCUCCUAACUGCGCAAAUGCAAAAGUGGAAGGAUGCUCGUGAGGUGCUUCCGACUGCUAAUGUAUUCGAUCUCGGCCCGAAUUGGUCGAAGAUAGAAGGAGGUGCCACCGUCGCGGACGUCGUCAUGGUGGACAACCUGCUACUUGACACGCGUGCCAAGGUCAACGUGCCUUCUGUGGGGCUGGUGGCAGCUCUGGAGAAGGCUGGUGUGGUGACCCAGGUGGUGGUGGACGACACACCGCCUGCCCUGUACCCGUACGGCAAAGCGACCAAGCCUGUGCUCCUAAGCCGACGCUUACGCCUGAGCGUGGCCCUCACGACGACGUGCGGUCCUCUCCUGUUGCGUGGCUUACCCGUCUGGAUCGACGAUGACGCGGACGACGACGUCGCGCUGAUUUUCAGCCGUCCGUUGAUCCCUAGGAUUCAUAACGGACGCGCUCCUGGUCAACGCGCGCUCGCGCAAGCCAGAACGUUGCUGUCAAUCGGGUGUGUGCCAGCUGUCCAGGACUUUGACCUCGAGGCGGGAAUGGAAUGCUCAACCCCUGUUCUGGAUGCGCUACCUGGAGAGUCUAAGGAAGACCGACAACGCAGAUGCGAGUCGGAGGUGAAGGCUAUCCUCGCGUCGAAGGUCGAGGAGGCGCGAAGCCUUGGUCUGGGACAGGACGAGGUUGAACGCAUCGAGAACCUGCUGUCCAGGUUCGUCGAUGUGUUUCGAAAGGAUGUCGGGUGCGACCCCCCGAUCAAGGUGGAGCCUCUACAGGUUUGCCUGAAGCCAGACGCAGUCCCUGUCAAGUGCUCGAUGCGUCGCAAUCCACCUGACCACGUGUAG